Messenger RNA from Rhineura floridana, 1764 nucleotides. RefSeq lists its product as uncharacterized. The record is from RefSeq and is a predicted model, not a curated record. The transcript is spliced from 5 exons. Lineage: Eukaryota; Metazoa; Chordata; Lepidosauria; Squamata; Rhineuridae. Bases 479 to 1672 code for a protein of 397 amino acids.
GUCGUUUCCCCCCCCCUCUUUCCUCCCCCUUUUUUUCCUUUUUACCUCAGGCGUGCUCGCCCGUCCGCCUCUAAGGACGACCUUGGUCAGGAAUUAUGAUUGGGGUUAGCGAAGGGCAGAGGUGGCAUUAGACACUCUAUUGUUUGUAUUUAAUUAUUUUUAUCCCAAUUUACCUCUCUCUUUAAAACAAAUACACGAAACUGAUAUUUGAUCCCAAACUUUGAAGCAGGUAUAAACCCACUCACGCACCUGCCACCUGCUGACUGACUGAAAGGCACCCCCUUUGAUUCGAACGUCAGACGCAAAACUGAGACUCGCCAGCGUUUAAAUAAUGAUUUGAGUCUUCAUUGCUGCUUUUUCAACAGAUGUGACAAAAAGGCAUUUUGAGCCCGUCAUUUUUAACCUUUCAGGUUUUUCUCUUUGCCUUUUAAAAGGUCCCUACCAUUCCUCUCCAUUCUUCUAGCCUAUUUUGAGCAUUAUGGCCACUAGUGGGACAUUUAUCUUGUUUCGAGGUUUUAUGUUAAUUGCUUUUAACCCCAUUUCAGGUAACUCAGUAAGAUAUCAGGGUGAAUUUAAACAAAUGGAUACGCUUAACAUUGAGUCCAUGAAGGCACGACAAGCUCAACCUGAUAUUAUCAUAAUACAAAAGGAAUCAGUAGAGGUACCUUUGGGAUCAUAUAUACCCCAGGCUAUUCAAGAAUCAAAUGAAGUAGUGUCAAAGAUUCUGAGUGAUUUGCAGCCCAGAAAAGCAAUACCUUGGAAGCAGUUAACAUGGAAGAAAAAGAAGCAUUGGGCACCUAACAAAGCAAAUGGAAACCCUUUCAAGAAAAGAAGGGCAAGAUUCGUAAAAGAUUUGGAAAUAAGUACAAAAGCAAGGUCUGUAGACAGACGGGACUGGAUUCCCAGAAAGUUCAAAAGGCAAGUAUGUAUGAUCAGAAACAUACACAACAGUGAAGACAAAAUUCAGAAAUCCAUAGAACAGAAAGGAAUCCCUAGAUGUGUUAGAACUGCUUAUUUUGAUGACAAGGAACCUAAAUCACGGACAAUUUUAAAGCACUCCAAAGAUCGUAAAAGAAGAAAAGCUGAUGGGGAGAAAAGUAAUUCAGAGAGAAUAAUCACCCAUAAUGUCAAGAAAGGACAAAUGUUAGGACUAAAGGAAAGAAGAAGAAAAGGAUCAACAUACACAGGGAAGCCUCGCUUUGUUUCUUCAAAACCCUUUAAUAGCUAUGGUUCUUCCUACAGUUUGUCUUCUUACUUUACCCCAAGCAGCUCCCAGGGUACAUUAUCAAGAAGACUGAAGAGAAGCCUUUCCAGUUUUCAUCAAAAAGAAGAUAGUUUGGAGGAUACAUUUAUGUUCAACACAGAGGAACAGAAAAUAAGAGAAAGAAGAAAAAUGGGGGCAUUUCCAAAGAAAAGAGAAGCCAGAGAAGUAUCCUCAAUCAAAACUGUGCAUCUUAAACUAAAUGCUUUAAAAAGUCAAAAGAAAUUAGCAGCAAUGGUAGACCGUCUGUCAGACCCAUCAAAUCACAUGUCAAAAAAAGAAAAACUUUCCUACAUGCAUGAACUCUUAGAUGAACUGAAGUUGUUCAUUAAGCUGUUGCAGCAGCAAAUAUUGCUGCAGUCACUAACUGACAUUGGUUAUUCGACCACAAUUUCUGCCACCCAAAAUUAGACAGCUCUAAUAUUACUGAAUUUAAAUUAGAAAAGCAAUGGGAUUCAAAUUGCUUCAUUUCUACAAAUACGUACCUACUUUGUUUCACAAAA